AUCUACAUGAUUGUGAUGAUGUGACUUGUGCCUUGAGUUGUGGAUCAUCCUUCUCGUUGCUGCUAAAACAUUUUGAAGUGUCAGCUUUCAAACUUGAAAAAGGACAUGUCUUCAGAAGAUCAAGACAUCUCGGGAGACUCCGACUUGGAAUCAGAAAAGAAGUCUUCUUUGGACGAGGGUGAGGAUGAGAUGGAGAACCAGGCUGAGCCGUCAACUUCCAAUGGAACAAAUUUCAAAAAUCCAGAUGCAUCUGCAAAAGGAGAUGAAUCUAGUGAAGCCAGCGGUGAUGAUGAUGAUGAUGAUGACAGUGACGACAGUGACGACAGUGAUGAGAGUGAUGAUGGAGAUGAAGAAAGGGAUGAUGAAAACAGAUUUUUACCUGAGGUCAAAUUGCCAAAGACAAUAACGUGUGAUGAGAGUGUGAUGUCCCUAAAAUUUCACCCCAAGGGUAACAUGUUAGCUGCUGGACUUAUGGAUGGCUCGAUCACAUUGUAUUCUUACUCAGCAGAAGAACCCAACGAGGAGCUGAUGUUUGAAGAAGUCCACAAGAAAGCUUGCCGGGCCAUUGCCUUCUCAGAAGAUGGGAAAUCCAUCUUUUCUGUCUCCAAGGACAAGUCAGUAAGCAAGCUUGACGUAGCCACUGCUUCUGUAGAGCUGAGUUUGGAGAUGGCCCAUGAAGCUCCCAUAUACUGCUUGGCUGUGGUAGAUGAGAACCUGGUCGCUACUGGCGAUGAUGACGGACAUUUGAAGGUUUGGGAUCUCCGGACACAAAAAGCCAUCAUGGAGAUGAAAGAAAAUGAAGAAUUUAUCAGUAGUCUGGUCGUUGGCAAGGACAAAAAGAUACUCCUCGCAACAAGAGUUACAAACAUCAGUGCGAACAUCAUAUUGAGAAUGAUCUUUCAAUGAACUCUCAUGAGUCUUACAGUGAUCUCCGCGAAAAUCUUGAGAGACUGGCAAAAGAUCAUGGAAAGACUAUAAAGACCUUU
Messenger RNA from Lytechinus pictus (painted urchin), 986 nucleotides. RefSeq names its product WD repeat-containing protein 55-like. Gene Ontology annotation, cellular component: catalytic step 2 spliceosome. The record is from RefSeq and is a predicted model, not a curated record. Lineage: Eukaryota; Metazoa; Echinodermata; Echinoidea; Temnopleuroida; Toxopneustidae. The transcript is spliced from 8 exons. Gene Ontology annotation, molecular function: RNA binding; protein binding. The coding region runs from base 106 to 906 and encodes 266 amino acids.